Molecule: messenger RNA, 1401 nt
Organism: Etheostoma spectabile (orangethroat darter)
Lineage: Eukaryota; Metazoa; Chordata; Actinopteri; Perciformes; Percidae
Product: probable inactive tRNA-specific adenosine deaminase-like protein 3
Exons: 2
Coding region: 56-1165 (369 amino acids)
Cellular component (GO): cytoplasm; nucleus
Molecular function (GO): tRNA-specific adenosine-34 deaminase activity
Source: RefSeq, a predicted model, not a curated record
GAUCUUCAUCCGGACCGACGGCAACCUGAUCGCUGCUGCCUUCACCUCCGCCGUCAUGUCCACACCCAGCCGGGCCCUGGAAAACCCCAGUAAGGAGGAAGCCCAAACAAUGGAGCCACAGGCGAAGCGCUGGAAAGGGUUGGUGUGCGACGACUCCGACUCCUGGGUUGCUCAUCCCGUCCUGUCAGAUGAGCAGUCGCAAGACGUCGAGCUGGUCAAGGCGUUUGCUGCACCCAUUGUCAACAAGAAAGAGACAUCGCGGCUUCUCCGGGAGCUGAGCAGCCUGUACCCGUUGAAUGGCCUUCAGCACAUCAAGAGGGUGCGGGCGGUCAGGGAGAAGGACAGCCCUCAUCCUCUGGAAGUCCUCGUGUGCCUCGUCAGUGACGCACCAGACAUGAAAGUGAUCAACAUCGACUCUCUGCUCCCCUCGGAGGAAGUUAGACGUGAUGGAUUAGGUGAGCCUUUUGUGGUGAAAGUCCCCGCACGCCCCCCCUUGACCCGACCCCAGUUUGAGCGGGCGAGCAAACACUGGCCUACGUCCUUUCACGAGGACAAACAGGUGACCGUGGCCCUGAGGGGCGAGCUCUUCAGUCCGCCUCAGAAGGCCAGGAUGCACAUGUACAUGACGACGGCUUUAACAGCUGCCAAAGCAGGAAGGGAGUUGGGAAUGGAGGCGGUGGGGGCUGUGGUGGUUGACCCGGCAACGGAGAGAAUCAUUGCAGUGGGCCACGACUGCAGGGGGGACCAUCCUCUUCAUCAUGCAGCCAUGGUCUGUAUUGACCUGGUGGCUCAGAGCCAGGGCGGUGGAUGUUAUUCUUUUGACAGAUACCCUGCUUGCGGGUUUACCUCACCAACAUCUGACACCUGUCAGAGCGUUCCUGGUGCAGAGCGGAGCGCUCAGCCGUACAUAUGCACCGGGUACGACCUUUACGUGACCCGAGAACCUUGUGUCAUGUGCGCCAUGGCGCUGGUACACUCCCGGAUAGGUCGGGUCUUCUACGGCGCUGCCUCGGCUGACGGGGCUGCAGGGACCAGAUAUAAAAUCCACUCGCAGAAAGAUCUGAACCAUCACUUUGAGGUUUACAAAGGAGUGCUGGGCAAGCAGUGCGAGGAUCUUAACGGUCUGGGAGACCACAAAAGAGAGAGUGUACAGCAAAGUGAAUAAUGUAUCAAUAUCAAACAUGAAUGGGCAUUUUAGUUUUUACAUAAAUUAUAUUAUGUUACAUAAGAAUUUCUUUUAAAUAAACGGUUGAAUCAUUUAGCCAUUGUUGUAUUGAGAGUAUGUGUGUAGAAGAUAAUAAGGCUCCUUUCCUUUAGGCUCGUUGGAAGGAUUAAAGAAUAAGUUGGUGACACUAAAGCCUGACUUUGGGUAAGAUAUUCACACAGUGAAAGUUAAUUUAG